Molecule: messenger RNA, 3126 nt
Organism: Zonotrichia albicollis (white-throated sparrow)
Lineage: Eukaryota; Metazoa; Chordata; Aves; Passeriformes; Passerellidae
Gene: DCLRE1B
Product: DNA cross-link repair 1B
Biological process (GO): telomere maintenance; double-strand break repair via nonhomologous end joining; interstrand cross-link repair
Molecular function (GO): damaged DNA binding; 5'-3' DNA exonuclease activity
Source: RefSeq, a predicted model, not a curated record
CGCGGCGCUUCCCGCCAAAACCGGCGUGAGGGGAGCGGGAUCCUCGCCCACCAUGAGCGGGACGGUGCUGGCCGGGACCCCCAUCGCCGUGGACUUCUGGAGCCUGCGGAAGGCGGCCGGCGCUCGCCUCUUCUUCCUGUCCCACAUGCAUUCGGACCACACGGUGGGGCUGUCCAGUACCUGGAGCCGCCCGCUGUACUGCUCCCCGCUCACCGCCCGCCUCGUGCAUCACCGCCUGCAGGUGCCGAAGUGCUGGAUCCGGCCGCUGGAGGUGGGGCAGAGCCAUGUCGUGGGUGAGGUGACGGUGACGCUGAUCGACUCCAACCACUGCCCUGGCUCCGUUAUGUUCCUCUUUGAGGGUACCUUUGGCACCAUCCUCUACACAGGAGAUUUCCGCUACACGAGCGCCAUGCAGGGCGAGCCGGCGCUGAGGGGCCGCCACAUCGACCGCCUGUACCUGGACAACACGCACUGCCACCCCCAGCGGAUCCUGCCCUCGCGGGCGCUGGCUGUCCGCCACAUUGUCCGCCUCAUCUAUGCCCACCCGCAGCACCACGUGGUCAUCGGUGUGUACACUCUGGGCAAGGAGACGCUGCUGGUGGAGCUGGCGCUGGAGUUCAGCACGUGGGUGGUGGUGAGCCCCUGGCGCCUGGAGCAGAUGCGGCUGCUGGAGCUGCCGGACGUGUUCACCGCUGAGGAGGGCACGGGCUGGAUCCGCGCCGUGGAUGUCGCCGAGAUCUGCUGGGACACGGUGGUCGCCUGGAACGCGCAGCACCCCACCAUUGCCAUCAUCCCCACGGGCAGGCCCGUGAAGGUCACCCACCCCAAGAUCUACCUCGUCCCCUACUCAGAUCACUCGUCCUUUGAGGAGCUGCGUGAGUUUGUGAAGUGGCUGAAACCCUGCUCCAUCAUUCCCAUUGUGAAGGACGACAUGUGCCAGGUUUAUUUUCAGGAAUACCUGAGCUCUGCUCCCCAGGUGCUUCCUGACUUCACAGUCUCAAAGCCUGUGCAAGAGCCUGGACAGCAGCAAAGCCGAAGGAGGGGACAGAAACCCACAAGUCUCUGGAAAAGAGCCCUGGGGAGUUCUGUGCCCCGAGGGGUUGUUUAUGACUCCCCAGAGAAAAAUACUGAGAAACCUGAAGUGUUUACAGAUGUUAAAGUUCCUCAGCACUACUGUGAGCCAGCUCUCUGCUCAAAAGAACGCCACACUUCUCACAGGGGUGAGAAGGAAGAGCUGAGUGGGGAACAGCUGGGAGCAGCAGGAGCAGCACCUGUUUCCAGUGAGCACCUUGCCCCUGGACUAGCAGAGCAGUAUUUACUCACUCCCUUACACGUCCUAAAGCAGUUUUCCUCACAGAAGUUUGAUCAGCUGGUAGAAGACUUUCUUCAGAAGAAAGACACACCCUGAAAAAUCGUGUGACGUUGCUGGUGCUAGUGCAGCAGGUAGCAGUGUUUCAUUCUGCCUCAUGCUCAGGUUUACCAUUAGGAGAGAGGAGCUCACCUUUGGGGCUCUGUUUUCUUUACCUCUUUAUAGAGGACAAAGAGGACACUAGAAACCAUUUGUCUAUGGUACUUAGAAGCUUUUUUUUUUUUUUUUCUCUACAUCUGUUGUGUCCCCACACUGUGCUGGGCACUGUGGUCCCACUGUCUGUGUGCCUUGUGUCCACCUUUUGCAGUGACUUGCCCGUCCCCUGUUAGAAAAGUCACUGAGAGGCUGAUUCAGGCAGAGCUGCAGAGGGUGUGAGCUGUUUGCAGCUGAGUAAUUAAUGGGUGGAAUGUGAUUAAUGGAGCAAGGGGGCGAAUCUGAGAGCCUCAAAGAUUCUCCUUUCUGUAAGUCUGUGAUACCUCACUGAUUAUGAGCAGUUCAUUCAAAAGUGUAUUACAAAAGUUUUUUAUUAAGGUGCUUUUGAAAAAUGAUGCUAAAAGAAAUCUAGAAAAGGAAGUGCCUUGAAAUCCAAUAAUCUGUUUUCUAUCUGUUAAUCUACUGUUACUUGCAGCUUUUGCAUCCAGCCAGCCAAGUGCAGCCAAGUUCCUGCUCUCCUGAAAGAGCCAUCUCAAUGCUAAUUGGCAGUGCUUUUUCAGGUUUGUGGCUAGGAAAAGUGGGAAUUGUUUGGGUUCUUGAGUUGUAGGCUUUGCAGAUUGGGUCACUAAAUUCUCUGCAGUCUCUUGCAGCUCUGAAUUCUGUUUGAUUGCAAAGCACUCCUGGUAACUGCCAGUGUUCUGCCUGCUCUUGUCCUGCAGUGGCAAAUGGAAUGGGAAAUAAUGACACAUCUGCCUAGUGGUGGGAAGCGAUUAGUCCGAGCAGCAUUGUUUGCAAAGAUUGUGGCUGAACAGCAGAACUGGCUCUGUUAGUUGGAGGUUGAGCACUUUCCCACUCUGGAUUGGCUGCAGAGCCCCAGCCUGGCACAGCUGGGAAGUGUCUGUGGUGUGACAAACAUUGGGUACCCACUGCAGCUGACUGUGCCAAACAGCACUGCCAACGUUCCACAUUGGCCCCUCACAUGGGCAGGGCAGCUGGAGUGGAAAUGGUCACUGGGCACUGGCCUGGAACAGCAAACCAGUUUGUGCCUCAGCUCCCUUGAUCCUCCUUUUGGUGCUGUCUAGGCAAAAUGUUUCAGAAUUUUCUGAACAUAGUGUCCUACAGGGCCUUUCCAAGUGGCAGCAAGAUGGGCUGAAUUCCCUGAAUUGAGACAGAAAAGGAAGUCUGCUCUUGGAGGGAAGCCAGGCCUUGUGAAAAGCAGAGGUGCCCCUGGAUGCAGCAGUCACAAACAGGGCUGUCCAGAGCAGGGUGCUGACAGCCAGAGUGGGGAUGUUUGCAGAGCUGUUUGUGUGGCCAACGUGACUCCUGAGCGCCAGCCCUGUGCUUUCCCAGGCAUGGCAGUGUUUGUCCCUGUUACAUAAGGAGUGCCCGUCCCUGGGGCUGCCGUGCUCUGCCUGCCAGCUGCCGUGGGGACACUGGAGGUGACAAACAGUGUCCUGUGAGCUGCACACAGGGCAGCUUGAGCCUCCUGCUGUGGGCCCUGUGUCCUGCUGCCUGGAGUUUUGUGUGUGGAUGAUUUCCUGCUCAAACUCAACUGCAGAGCUCCGGCAGGUGGGUGUGAGUGGAGACACCUGCACGUUUUGUAA